This is a messenger RNA of Caenorhabditis briggsae, 1545 nucleotides long. It is a transcript of the gene Cbr-acr-17, whose product is annotated as Protein CBR-ACR-17. Gene Ontology annotation, biological process: signal transduction; nervous system process; regulation of membrane potential. The transcript is spliced from 9 exons. Lineage: Eukaryota; Metazoa; Nematoda; Chromadorea; Rhabditida; Rhabditidae. Gene Ontology annotation, cellular component: membrane; neuron projection; synapse. The record is from RefSeq and is a predicted model, not a curated record. The coding region runs from base 1 to 1545 and encodes 514 amino acids. Gene Ontology annotation, molecular function: transmembrane signaling receptor activity; neurotransmitter receptor activity; extracellular ligand-gated monoatomic ion channel activity.
AUGAAAAAUCUACAAUUGCUAUUAAGGAUAUUAGUUUUACAAUACCUUGUGGUGUCUGGAUGCACCCAACAAAAACAACUCAUUAAGUACUUGUUUAGAGAUUAUCACAAAGAAUUGAGACCGGUAAAGGACGAGUCAAGUGGUCCUACAAAUGUGACAGUUCAAUUAUACUUCAAACAAAUCCAAAAAGUCCACGAGAAUGACCAAAUCAUAACACUCUACUGCUGGAUUGAGGAAUAUUGGCAGGAUGAGUUUCUGAUGUGGAACCCAUCAGACUUCGGAAAUAUAAAAUCGCUCCAUGUACCAUCGGAAAUGAUUUGGAAGCCGGAUUUGUUAGUUUAUAACAACGCCAACAUGAACAUCAAAGAAAACGAAAUGCAGACCAAUGUCCAAAUCGAGCAUACUGGGAAAAUCUCAUUGUUCCGAGCCAUCAUAACAGAUAUUACAUGUGAUUUACAAAUGGAAAAGUUCCCAUAUGAUCAACAGAUUUGCUUCAUAAUGCUCGCUUCUUGGUCCUAUGAUGGAUCACAAAUUAUGCUUAACACAGCUGAACAACCCACAGAAGCCCCAUUGGAUAUCAAGAAUACCACAAACCUUGCUAUCCUAAACCACUAUAUUCCCAACAUGGAGUGGAAGUUGGUUGAUUUCCGUUAUCGAAACAAUCUGAAAUACUAUGAUUGUUGUCCCAAUCCGUAUCCAGAUAUUUCGUAUUUCUUCGCUAUUAAAAGGAAUCCCAGCUAUUAUCUUUUCACCUUAAUUAUUCCAUCUGCAUUUAUUACCAUUGUCACUGUUAUUGGAUUCUUUACUCCACAUUCCUCAACUGGAGAGAACACUGAGAAAGUCAGUCUUGGGGUUACUGCGCUGCUUUCAUUGGCUAUCAUUUUGAUGAUGGUGUCAGACAAACUGCCAGCUACUUCAAACUCCGUCCCGCUACUUGGCCAAUAUUAUAUUGGUCUUAUUUUCAUAAUGUUUUUGGCCACCUACUGUACCACAUUCACACUCGGAAUUCAAAUGCAAGGAAAUGCGGGUCGCCCAAUCACCCGACGUCUUCGCUCGUUCCUCCUUUCAAUACGUAUGAACCGAAACUCUUUCGUGCAAUGGUUCUUUGGAAGAGAGCUCAUGAACACGCAAGAGAGUAUCAAAAUGAGAUUGAAGAAAUAUGACAAGCUGUCAGAGCUCAAGAAGAAAUUCGCUAACGGAUUUAUUCAAUUCCAGCAAAAAUUGCUGAAAACCGACGAACCAAAGCACAACAAAACCUCGCUUGUCGAACAAGAAUCAAUCGAUAGCUCCAAAUUAUUGGAUCCAGCUAUGUAUAACGUUGUGGUAGAUGUUCUAAGCUCUGUACAAUCCAUUCGACAAGAUCUAACAUCUCAAGAGCAUUUGAAGAGAAUACGGAAGGAGUGGCAGAUGUUGGCAAGAAUGCUCGAAAAAAUCAUCAUGUGGGUUUUCAUCAUCUCCACAGUUCUGUUUGCGUCUUUCAUGCUCUAUGAUACCCAAGAUCCACCGUAUAUCACGAACGAAGUUAUGCGCUCAAAAUCCACGUGA